CUCUGCGGGAAGGUGCCAGGCAUGGAGGGGGAUGGCAGCCUGGACCCCCCGACCCACCCUGAGGAGGGAGGCAGCAGCAAGGUGGAGGUGGUGUUCUGGCUGCUGUCCAUGCUGGCCACACGGGACAAGGAGGACAUGUCGCGCACAUUGCUGGCCAUGUCCAGCUCGCAGGAGAGCUGCCUGGCCAUGCGCAAGUCGGGCUGUCUGCCCCUGCUCAUCCAGAUUCUGCACGACUCGGAUGGGGAGCCAGGCCCCCCCGAGAGCCCCACGGGUGCCAAGGACGCGCGCAUGCGCGCCAACGCUGCCCUCCACAACAUCGUCUUCUCCCAGCCUGACGAGGGCCAGGCCAAGAAGGAGAUGAGGGUGCUGCACGUGCUGGAGCAGAUCCGCUCCUACUCGGAGACAUGCUGGGACUGGCUGCAGAUGCAGAGCCGGGACAGGGGACGGGGCCCCGAGGGUGCGGUGCCAGUGCCCAUUGAGCCCCAGAUCUGCCAGGCCACCUGUGCCAUCAUGAAGCUCUCCUUUGAUGAGGAGUACCGGCGGGCCAUGAACGAGCUGGGUGGGCUGCAGGCAGUGGCUGAGCUACUGCAGGUGGACUAUGAGAUGCACAAGAUGACGAACGACCCCCUGAACCUGGCACUGCGGCGCUAUGCGGGGAUGGCCCUCACCAACCUCACCUUUGGUGAUGUGGUGAACAAGGCAACGCUGUGCUCCCGCCGGGGCUGCAUGGAGGCCAUCGUGGCUCAGCUGGGCUCCGACAGUGAGGAACUGCACCAGGUGGUCUCCAGCAUCCUGAGGAACCUUUCCUGGCGUGCUGACAUCAACAGCAAGAAGGUGCUGCGGGAGGUGGGCAGCGUCACUGGGCUGACGCGGUGUGCUCUGCAUGCCGGCAAGGAGUCCACUCUGAAGAGUGUCCUGAGUGCACUGUGGAACCUGUCAGCGCACAGCACGGAGAACAAAGCAGCCAUUUGUGGGGUGGAGGGGGCCCUGGGCUUCCUGGUGAGCACCCUCACCUACAAGUGCCAGAGCAACUCCCUGGCCAUCAUUGAGAGCGGCGGUGGCAUCCUCAGGAAUGUCUCCAGCCUCAUCGCCACACGGGAGGAUUACAGGCAGGUUCUCCGGGACCACAACUGCCUGCAGACGCUGCUGCAACACCUGCGCUCGCACAGCCUCACCAUUGUCAGCAAUGCCUGCGGCACCCUCUGGAACCUGUCUGCCCGCAGUCCCCGUGACCAGGAGCUGCUGUGGGAUCUGGGAGCCGUCAGCAUGCUGCGCAACCUCAUUCACUCCAAGCACAAGAUGAUUGCCAUGGGCAGCGCAGCUGCACUGCGCAACCUGCUCACCAACCGGCCCCCCAAGUACAAGGACGCAGCCGUGGUCUCGCCGGGCUCCUGCAUGCCCUCGCUCUACAUGCGCAAGCAGAAGGCACUGGAGGCUGAGCUGGACGCCAAGCACCUGGCUGAGACCUUUGACACCAUGGAGAAGCAGAGCCUGAAGAGCCAGAGCGCAAAGAAGCCAAUGCGGCACAUGGAGAGCCUGGUGAAGGACUAUGCCUCUGACUCUGGCUGUUUUGAUGAUGAUGAGGUGCCCAACAUCUCCACUGGUGUGGAGACAGCCAGUGCCUCUGUCCUCUCCAUGUUCCUCAACUCCUCCUUCCUGCAGGGCCAGGUGCUGCCACGGGCACUGGCACAGAGGCGAUGCCCAGAGCCGGAGAAGGACGGCAGCGGGAAGCCAGCCGAACCCAAGAAGCCACCACUGCCAGAGGAUGAUGUCUCACUGGCCGCUGAGAAGUUGGCCAACAAGAUCUCCAGCACAGUGGCCAAGAUAGACAAACUGGUGGAGGACAUCUCCACCAUGCACAAUUCCUCAGAUGACAGCUUCAGCCUCAGCUCAGAGGACCACUGCCUGGACUGGCAGUAUGGCCCCGAGGAGGGCCACGAGGCGCGUGCGCAGUCAUGCUCGCCGUGCCGGCUCUCAGACGCUGGCGGCUUUGCCAAGCGGGAGAACCUGAGCCGGGCACACACACUGCUGCGGCUGAAGACAGCCUACACGAGCUUGUCAACCGACAGCCUCAACAGUGGCAGCACCAGUGACGGCUACUGCACCAAGGAGCAUAUGAAGCCCUGCUCCAGGGCUGCCUUCCUCGACUAUCGUGACGAGCUGCAGCACUACCAGAAGCGGCCGAGCCGGCUCGACCUCAAGAGCAUCCUGGGCGGCAAGCUGGAGCGGGGUGAGCCCCCGCCCCCUGCGCGGGAUCCAGCCGAGCCAGACAAACCAGAGCAGCGAGACCUGCCUGAACGAGCCAAGAAGACAGUCACUUUCCCCUGCCCCCAGGCACCGGAGAAGGAGCCUGAGUGGAAUAAGGAGGCAGGCACCAAGCUCCCCCCUGAACCCCACAUCCACACCAUCAAGCUCUCCCCAUCCUACCAGCAUGUCCCCAUGUUGGAGACCCUGGCUAAGAGUGGCACAGCCAGCAGCCACCAGCCCUCCCUGCUGGGUAGAAGGCAAGCCUGGCUCCCCCCAGAGCUGCUGCAGACAGCUGAGACUCUGAGCAAGAUCCCAGAGAAGCUGCCAGCUCACUUGCCGGCUGCAGCAGAGCAGGAGUCAGUGCAGAAGUAUACCCCUAUCUCCUUCUCCCGCUGCAGCUCCCUCUCUUCCCUGUCCUCAGCAGACAAUGUGCUGGAUGGGCAGAGCCACAGUGAGAACGACCUGGACAGUGAUUCCUCCCUGGAGAUCCUGGAGAUGGAGGAAGGGGAGGCAGAAGGUGAGGAGAGAAGGCAGGAGAAGGCAGUGGAUCAGGGUCCUACCACAACAGUGGGGAUUUCCCAGCCCAUCACCAUCCCAUUCCCGAAGCGUGACAAGGUCUUCCUGCGGGAGACAUCACCCUCAAGGCAGGAGGACCUGACGCCCUCAAGCUCCUCAGAGAACUACAUUCAGGAGACGCCACUGGUCAUGAGCCGCUGCAGCUCUGUCAGCUCCCUGGGCAGCUUUGAGAGCCCUUCCAUCGCUAGCUCCAUCCAGAGUGACCCAUGCAGCGAGAUGAUCAGUGGCACCAUCAGCCCCAGUGAGCUGCCCGACAGUCCUGGGCAGACCAUGCCCCCUAGCCGCAGCAAGACACCCCUGUUUGAGCUGGGCUGCCAGCCAGAGAAGGAGACCAGCCAGUUCAACAUUCAAUGGGAGAAUAAUGUCAAGAAGUUCAUGGAGAUCACUGACUUCAAGGAACGCUUCCAGCUGCCCCAAGACCUGGACUCCAUGGUCUACUUCACGGUGGAGAAACCCAACGAGAACUUCUCAUGUGCCUCCAGUCUGAGCGCCCUGCCUCUCCACGAGCACUACAUCCAGAAGGAUGUGGAGCUCAAGCUGAUUCCCACCUUCCCAGAGAAGAACAGCCUGAAUUUUGCAGCUCACGAGAAGCGGGAGGAGCGGCGGGAGGAGCGGUACCUGGAGGGGCGGCGGUGGGCCGAGCGCCCCGAGCCCCCCGAUGAUGAUGACAUUGAGAUCCUGAAGGAGUGCAUCAGCUCUGCAAUGCCCUCUCGCUUCCGCAAGGUCAAGACCUCACUGCUGUCCGGCCAGGUGCUGCACCCCCAGACCAAGAAGCCAGUGCAUGUCCCUGUCUACAUGCUGGUGCCAGCCCAUGCACAUCCAGGUGUCCCCAAGCACCGGCAUGCCACUGCCCGCAACCUCUUCAAGGAUGAUGACUCCUUCACUGACUCGGCCGAUGGGACACCAGUCAACUUCUCCAGUGCCGCCUCGCUGAGUGAUGAGACCUUGCAGUACCCAGUGGGUGAGGAGGCUGAGCACCCUCUGCCUGAGGGGUGCCGCGAGGUGGGCACCAUCCCAGCCAGGAGAGCUGCCUCUGGCAGCUCAGCGCCCGCCCGACUCAGCUCCACUGGCAAGGGGAAAGCAGGGCCAGUCUGUGGCCAAAGUGGGGAAGGGAAAUGGGGCCAGACUCUCCCGAAGAGUGCAGCCAGCCUGGAGCUGGGGGUGGGGAGGGCCAGCAGUGCCCCUGGGAGGAAGGAUGCUGCUCAGGAGGAUGGAGUGAUCUUCCAGUCGCUGUGUCACACUACACCGACGGAGGAGUCUGUCUACUGCUUCUACGAUCCGGACUUGGACAAGCUGCCUGAGGUGGGCAGGGAAGGGUCUAGCAGCAGACCCCAGCCUGGCCGGGCACCCCGCAGGGAGCACUGGGGUGGCUCCCUCUCCCACAGGGACCCCGAGCCUGGUCCCCGGGCGGCAAAGGCAAAGCCACAGAACAGCCUCAUUGCUGAUGAGACACCACCGUGCUACUCCCUCAGCUCCUCCAUGAGCUCCCUGAGCGAUGCUAACCUCUCUGACAAUGAGGAGCAGGGCCAGCCCUGUG
Molecule: messenger RNA, 4360 nt
Organism: Acanthisitta chloris (rifleman)
Lineage: Eukaryota; Metazoa; Chordata; Aves; Passeriformes; Acanthisittidae
Gene: APC2
Product: adenomatosis polyposis coli 2
Biological process (GO): positive regulation of protein catabolic process; negative regulation of microtubule depolymerization; regulation of cell differentiation
Cellular component (GO): cytoplasmic microtubule; beta-catenin destruction complex; catenin complex
Molecular function (GO): microtubule binding; gamma-catenin binding; beta-catenin binding
Source: RefSeq, a predicted model, not a curated record